AUGGACAUAGGGAACAACGUGGAAGAGCACCAAGAAUAUAUUUCUGGGCCAUACAUUGCAUUAAUUAAUGGCACAACUCAACAAAGAGAACCGAACAAAAAGUUGAAAAACAUAAUAGUUGCAACAUUAAUUGCAAUAUUUAUUGUUUUGGUCGUCACUAUAUCUUUGUAUAUUACCAAUAAUACUAGCGACAAGGUGGAUGAUUUUUCACCAGGGAAUUCUGUUGAUCCAACAACUAAAGAAUACAGGAAAAGCUUCGAAGAGUUUAAAAAAAAAUAUCAUAAGAUUUACGCUUCAAAGGAGGAGGAAGAUCGAAGGUUUGAGAUUUAUAAACAGAAUAUGAACUUUAUUAAAAUUACCAAUAAUCAGGGGUUUAGUUAUCUCUUAGAGAUGAACGAAUUUGGUGAUUUGUCAAAGGAGGAAUUUAUGUCAAGGUUCACAGGAUACAGAAAAGAUUUGGAUGAUAAUGAGGGGAGGUUUAAAGCAAGUAGAGUGUCAGCUAUUGAAUUUGAGGAAGAUUUUGCUAUUCCAGAUUCAGUCAAUUGGGUGGAAGCUGGGUGUGUCAACCCAAUAAGAAACCAAAAGAAUUGUGGAUCUUGUUGGGCUUUCUCUGCAGUUGCAGCAUUAGAGGGAGCUAUAUGCGCCCAAACAAAUCAGGGAUUACCAAGCUUGAGUGAACAACAAUUGGUUGAUUGCAGCAAAAAAAACGGCAACUUUGGAUGCAGUGGAGGAACAAUGGGAUUGGCUUUUCAGUAUGCAAUCAAGAAUAAGUACUUAUGUACUAAUGAUGAUUACCCUUAUUAUGCUGAGGAAAACAUAUGUAGGGAGUCACUUUGUGAGAAUUAUGUCGAAGUUCCAGUAAAAGCUUACAGGUAUGUAUUUCCAAGAAAUGUUAAUUCAUUAAAGAGUGCUUUAGCUAGAUAUGGACCAAUUUCUGUUGCAAUUCAGGCUGACCAAACCCCUUUCCAGUUUUAUAAGAGUGGAGUAUUUGAUGCUCCUUGCGGGACUAGGGUUAAUCAUGGUGUUGUUUUAGUUGGAUAUGAUAUAGAUGAGAAUACUAAUAAAGAAUAUUGGCUUGUGAGAAACAGUUGGGGUGAGAAGUGGGGAGAAAAAGGAUACAUUAAGCUAGCUCUUCAUUCUGGUAAGAAAGGAACUUGUGGGAUAUUGGUUGAACCUGUAUAUCCAGUGAUUAGUCAAUCUAUUUAA
Messenger RNA from Cryptosporidium ubiquitum, 1206 nucleotides. Its product is annotated as cryptopain-1. Lineage: Eukaryota; Apicomplexa; Conoidasida; Eucoccidiorida; Cryptosporidiidae. Gene Ontology annotation, molecular function: cysteine-type endopeptidase activity. The record is from RefSeq and is a predicted model, not a curated record. Gene Ontology annotation, cellular component: lysosome. The transcript has a single exon. The coding region runs from base 1 to 1206 and encodes 401 amino acids.